ACUCGCCUUUUGACUCAUUCAAACUUUAAGGACGAAACGCCAGCAUCAGAAAACGACAUGUGCGCAGAGGAACUCGAGUGCGGGGUUUGUUACCAGACCUACAACGCGGGUCGGCGGUGUCCCCGGGAGCUCCAGUGCAAGCACAGCUUCUGCGAGAGCUGCCUCUUGGCCCUGUCCAGGCCCCUGGGACCCGGAGAUGCGCAUCUGGAGGCUGGCAGGUUGAUCGUAUGCCCGCUGUGCCGACACAUCACAUCCAUCUCCGAUCAUGGGAAGAUCCGAGCCGAGCUGAGGGUGGACGAGAGCGCACUGGAGCGGCUGACGGCUGCGGGACUCCUCAACGAGCCCGAGGUGGACGAUCAGGUUCAAGAGGACGAGGAGGAAGCGACAGCUCCCGAGACUCCAGCCGAGGAGAGCGAGUCUUCCGCGGGCACAGGAGGCGGGAGACUCCGGCGGUGUUUGAAGAAAGUUUGGCAGGCGAUAAACGGCAAGGGCCAGCAGAGAAGAGAAGACUGUAUGACCAGUGAAGACCUGAGGGCCCUCGCCAUGAUGUCCUGCCACAUGUUUUGAGCAGCCCCAUAUGGCCCCAGAGUAAUGCAGUAUGAGUGACGAAUCAUCUUAAAAUGGACUUGAUGGCGAUGAUGAUAAAGCCACGUGGACACUGUGAAUGUUUUGAUUCCUUGUUUGGCUGCUGUGUAACCAAAUGUGAUGCCAAAGCAGCCUUUUCAGCCCCACUUAUGUACAGAUGCAACUGUUUUGAUAUUUAUUGUUUUUUUAUUUGUUUUUAUGAAAGUAUUUAAUAUUUAAAAAAAUAAACAGAUUUUUUUAAAAACACAGUUUGAAGCUUUCUGUGGAUUUUUAGUGAUUUGCCUUUUGAUAAAAAACAAAACAAAGUUUGAAUUUAUUAUUGUCAUAAUUAAAAGCCGAUAAGUAAAUUGAAGGGGAAAUGUACGGCCUUUCAAAGGAAAGAGGAGUGUAGACAAAAAAGGAAAGUUAAUGUUUUGCAUAAAAUUCACUGAAGUCAGAAAAACAACAAAUAGCCCUUUGCUCAUAGCUCCAGGAAGUUGGUCACCUGAGGCCAGGUGAACUGUAUUGCCUCCAAUCAGACUGACAAGCACCAGCAGAGCUGCAAGAUCCCCUACAUGGUUCAAGUAAAAGAUACCGACUAACGGCGCUGCUGCAGCUUUUACUAGUCGUUUAAACCUGGAAAAAAGUUGCUGAUCAUGUUCGGCAACUUUGCUCCUCACCCGAGAGUCCUUGUGUUUGUGCCGAUCUGUGCAGCCAUCGUGCUGUUUAUUGUGUGCCCAGAUUCUGCGAGAGCCAGUUGCACAGCAACUCGGAAGCACAAUGGAGCGACGUACAACGCCUGGAGACAACUUUACACUCCGUAUAGGCAACAUCGUCCCGCCUCUACUGGUCUGCUGUCAACAGAAACUGGACUUCACACUGGAACUGAUGACGAAACUAAGACGCGUGGAAAUUAUAGAGGGACUCCAUCAAUCAUUGAUCAGCAAUCAAAACCUUUACAGGUUACACAAGGUAUUUACAGUGACGGUCAAAACAGCCCAGCAAGCAGGCAGUCUCGAGUGAGAAUAAUAAAAGUGCAGAGAGGCCAUAGAACAGAUGGAGCGAGGCCGGCAAGCAGCUUUUUAACUAGCAGAUCCUCUCCCCAGCACAGAGGGCAAAGCGCAGAGAGAUGGAGGUCCAAAGGGAAUGACCCCACGCUCACUCAGAAAGAAGCCCUAAUUGGAAAUUUUCAUGAUUCCCACUCAAUGAUUAUUAGAAAACCACCUACAGAAAAAGCUGGCAGUCGCCAAAGCUUGAGUUUUUCAAAAAUUUGGGACCUGAAAUAUAUUCCAAAACCUUACAGCAGAGCACAAGUUGCAAAGACUGAUUCUUCAAGGACGGAUGAAGAUAAAUCUCCUGGAAACCCAUUUUCUUUUUCUCUUUCUUCAUCCCAGACGAAUGGUUAUUGGGAAACACCAAGGGGGCGUUACAGUGACUAUAAAGAGACAAAUGAAUCUCCAGCAGUUGGGGCACAGAGUACAUGGAGAGGGAGUCAAUCAAGCAAUUUUCUCAGCUCUACAAGUCAUCUGGCUCCUCACGCAACAUCAAUCAGCAAUGGCGCAAACACCCCCGUUAUUAACAAAAACCCAAGAGCAGAAAAACUGACAUCAUCCAUCACAGAUUCCCCCCAUGGGCGAGACUCAAUGAGCAACGGUCAGACACAAAGACACAAAAAGAUGCAAGCGUAUCUUUUCAAGGGCCCUGAGACCUCAGUUAAUAGAGUUGUGGGAGAUGGACGAGAGGCUUUAAGUGGACAAAGCAAUGCUUUCAUUACGUCAGAUAAUCAAAGGCCCUCUGAUGUACCUGCUGCCAGCAGAUUUGGAUCCAGGUAUUAUAACACAAAAGAUACAACCAAGCAAAUUACUUCCAAUCUGCCAUAUCAUCAUACUAGUGCGGCUCAGAAUGAUGAACAGAUGCACAAAGAUUUAAAAAGACCCAUCUCCAGCUUAGUUCUUCCUCCUCACAUCACAGAACAAUCUUCCGAUCUCCAUCUUGCUCCAGUAAAAACGAAGAAUAUGGCAAGUUUUUCCCCUUCACCUCACAUUUAUUCCACACACGUGUACGCCACCAGAAGUGAGGAACCUCUUUCAGUCAGCAAAGUCAAUGCAACUACAAGAGAUUUGGUGCCAAUCCAAAAACCAGGAGGGGGCACACAAAGUAUCUUUGGCUUCAAAGAGUUUAAAAAUCCUGUGUGGCAAGCUGUAAAGAAGCCACGCGCUCUCACCUUUAAAGAACAGCCAAACUCCAAACAGCACAGCUUUGAGAACAUGAAACAUUAUAAGUUUAAAAUGUCAAAUUUUUACCCUGCUCUGCUCCAAAGGUACAGUUUUGGCCAAAGAGGAGGAUCUGCUAUUACUACAACACCACCGGUAAUGUUGGAGAAAAACCCUGUAGUUUAUUCUUCACCCAGCACCUUAAUCCCAGUCACAACACCCACGCUGUUUGUAUCAGGGUUUAUGCAAGUAAUGACACCUAAAAGUGACCCUGGUGUGGACAGAAACCUCAACUACAGACAAUUCAGAACCUACAAAAUGACAAAAGCUCCAAAAAGAUCCGACUCUCGACCACUCGAGGGAGCCAAACCUUCAGUUCAAGGACCGGACAAAUCUGCCAGACUCCAGCAGGAUCUUGAUGGUAUUAAAGUCGGACGUCGACAGACCUCAGAACCGAGAAGCUUCAGAAUUUCCGAUCAAACUGAGCCAGGCAGCAGCAAUACAUCAACAUGGACUCCAAAGGAGUUGAGCAGUGUUGACCUUAAACCAUAUUUAAAGACAGCAGAGGAUUCUGUAUUAGUCUUACCUGGUAAAAACAGCAGCAGACCCUACACUUUCCGGAGAUUCAAGUCCUUAAAAAACACGACAGCACAGGCUCGCAACAAAAUAUGGUGGCAAUACCCGAUGCAAGAUCCAGCAUCAGCAUCUUACAUAGUCUCCUCCGCUUAUUUGAGGUCAGCGGGGCGCCUCACUUUUGCAUCAAAGCAAAAAUCAGAGCUUAGGACACCCAACCAAAGCAAACCUGCUGAGAUGAAGGCAAUCCUGCUCCACACCUCCACCAGCCGCUCCGUGAGAGCCAAACACGCGAAGGCAAGACACAGAAACAGCAAAAAGCUCGGCGAUUCUACAUUCACCAAUCACACUGUGGCCAUAGUCAGGCUGCCCAAGCGCCCCGCCGAAGUUAAAGCCGUCACUUACACCGAUGUUCUUGGAAGUGCUUCGUUCAGUGGUGUCAUGGAAACAACAGAAUCUCCUGACAGGCCAACUGAUAUGGAUCAUUUUCCAAACGUGACAGCUACGACCGAGCAAAAGAAAGCGAUGAACCGUUCGAAUUUAAACUCUGAUGAUGAGUACAGUGGAAAAAACAUGACCAAGAACUCUGAGGAAAAUACUGAUAAUGAGAUGGGAGAUUUCAGCGGCACAGAGAAAAACAAGGCGGAUAAAAGCGAAAAAGCCGAUUAUGAAUGGAAAAAAACAGUUUUUUUUCCAGAUAAUGAGGAAAGCGGUGGCUCUGAAGUUUUAUCAAGUGUAGUAGGAAGUCAGGCAUUUACAAAAGAUUUGCUAGAGAUGGAGUACCUACGAACUUCUACUGAAAAUGUUUCCUUUAAGUCAGUGAACCUGCCUCACCCAGAUAAAAAAACAAUAAAAAUGCUGGAACAGUUCCAAUAAAAGCUGGAAAAGUACACAUGACUGUGUUUUUGUGCCAACAAACAUUUCUAAACAACAUGACUGAGCUGAUGGAUAUACUAUUACAAGGGCUGAGCUAUAAAUGGCUGAUUAAACCGUGUUUACAUUCAAGGGUACUUUUGUUAGUGAAGUUUAUAGCUCCUGAUACCAGCUUUAAACAGUGACAGUCUGUUUCCUUUUGUUUACAUUCUUCGCGCCUGCUGAAGAUUUAAACUGGAUUUAUGCGUGCAACGGGCUGAUCGGUCUUCUCACCUUGGAAAUGGAGCAUAAAGAGCCAAUUGACUCAAAUGUGCAGAUGUUUAAAUGCUAGAUUUGUGAUGAGCAGCUGUGCAAAUCUUUAUGUCUGCUGGCAGAAAGAGCAUCGUUGAGAUGAGCAGUUCUGUUUCUUGUCUGUAUAUCUGCUGUGAUGCUCCUCUGUAUGUGCUGCACCAUACAAAUUAAAAGGCUCAUAAUUUA
This is a messenger RNA of Haplochromis burtoni (Burton's mouthbrooder), 4700 nucleotides long. RefSeq names its product E3 ubiquitin-protein ligase-like. The record is from RefSeq and is a predicted model, not a curated record. NCBI's taxonomy places the organism in Eukaryota, Metazoa, Chordata, Actinopteri, Cichliformes, Cichlidae. The transcript has 4 exons. Gene Ontology annotation, biological process: protein ubiquitination. The coding region runs from base 58 to 567 and encodes 169 amino acids. Gene Ontology annotation, molecular function: ubiquitin protein ligase activity.